Molecule: messenger RNA, 1243 nt
Organism: Leptinotarsa decemlineata (Colorado potato beetle)
Lineage: Eukaryota; Metazoa; Arthropoda; Insecta; Coleoptera; Chrysomelidae
Product: MFS-type transporter SLC18B1
Biological process (GO): transmembrane transport
Molecular function (GO): transmembrane transporter activity
Source: RefSeq, a predicted model, not a curated record
GGCGAACUCUCACUUAGUACCUUCUACUGUGAAGAGCUUCACCAGAAGGCAGAAAAUGACCUUGGUUUCUAUAGCUCUGGUGGACUUCAUGAGCUUCUGUUCAAUGUCCAUAAUGGCACCUUUUUUCCCUAAAGAAGCUUCAGAAAAAGGCCUCUCUGAUACGCUCUCUGGAGUAGUUUUUAGCUUUUACGCCUUAGUGAUGUUCAUUUCUUCGCCAUUUUUUGGGAAAAUUCUUCCUAAUUUUGGAGCCAAGUUUCUCUUUUUGUUUGGAAUCGUGGUUGCAGGCGUCUGUAACAUUUUAUUCGGGUUCUUGGAGUACAUUCAGAACAGUAUGUUAUUUACAAUUCUCUGCUUGAUAAUAAGAGGAUGUGAAGCUUUGGGAGCCAGUGCAUUUUCCACGGCUAGCUACGUCUUCGUUGUGAAUACUUUUCCCGAUAGUAUAGGAUCCGUUAUAGGAAUCCUGGAAACUUUCGUAGGCCUUGGAAUGAGCGCAGGUCCGGUCCUGGGAGGCAUGUUGUAUUCGUUAGGCGGCUUCAGCAUGCCCUUCAACGUAUUAGGAGUUGCUAUGUUGACUGUGGUACCUCUCAAUAUAUUCCUCUUACAUGAAGUUGAAGAAUGUGAUAAUAUGGAAAAUAAAAAUACAUCCAUAUUCAGACUUUUGAAAGUACCUGCCGUGGUCGUGACAGGAACCGUUGUAGUGAUAGUUUCCAGUACUUGGUCAUUCUUGGACCCCACUUUAGAGCCACAUUUGAGACGAUUCGAUCUCAGUCCAGAACAUAUGGGACUUGUAUUUCUAUUAUUUUCGGCGCUAUAUGGCAUAUCAAGUCCAGCUUGGGGUUGGCUGGCAGACAAAGUCAACAACCACUGGUCGAUGAUGAUUAUGGGACUAGUUAUGUGUACCAUAGGGUUAUUAUUACUAGGACCCUGUCCUAUCUUACCCUUUUACAAUGAAGGUGUAUGGCUGGAUUUGAUAGCUCUUUCGAUUCUUGGAAUCUCGGUGGCCUUGGCUCUCAUACCUACUUUCCAAGGAAUACUCACAAGUGCACUAAACGCUGGAUGUAGAGAUGCUUUAGCAACAUACAGUAUAGUGGCUGGUGUGUGGUCGUGCAUGUACUCUUUGGGAGAGGUUAUUGGACCAGCUCUAGGUGGGUUUUUGUUACAGUAUUAUGGCUUCCCGAUAGCCUCGACUGUAAUGGCACUCAUGACAUUGUCUUCGAAUAUGCCUGAACGUCUUCAGAACUGA